Molecule: messenger RNA, 4505 nt
Organism: Cynara cardunculus var. scolymus (artichoke)
Lineage: Eukaryota; Viridiplantae; Streptophyta; Magnoliopsida; Asterales; Asteraceae
Product: protein CASP
Exons: 17
Coding region: 2533-4230 (565 amino acids)
Biological process (GO): intra-Golgi vesicle-mediated transport
Cellular component (GO): Golgi membrane
Source: RefSeq, a predicted model, not a curated record
GAAUGGCUUCUUCUAUGCACCGAACAGAAAAAACAGCUUUCGUUUAGUUGUCAGAUCUAAGAUAAAUCAAGGAUUUGUUAAUAUGCAUAGAGUUAUUGUACAAUUCAAGUUGUUGGAGAGGAUUGCGUCACUCUAUCACUACUAAUGUCUUUUUAUUUAGAGCAUAAUUCAAUACAAGAGAUCAAGCUAAUUAUUAUUCUUAUUGACUACAUUUGUCUUAGAGAGGUUCGUUUAAACAACCUGUACCAAGUCCAGUUGUGGGAUAAAACAAUGGUUAUUUGGUUAGCAAAGUAAACAAGGGAUUAUAUAUUACAUGGACUAAAUCGGUUAAGCUGUGGCCAAUGUUCAGAAACUAAUACUCGAAGGUCAUGUGACAUUUUGUUUGCGUCUCUUAGAUUUGGCUGUCACUGCUACAUUGCCCUUUCUCAAGCAUUAUAGGGCCAAAGUGAUGAUUGAAUGAGUUAUUUUGGGUAGGCCAUGUUAUGGCAGCGAGAAUAUUUGGAACCCCAUUAGAUUACCCUUCAAAAAAGCUCUUGAAGAGAGAAGGGAGGCUCCAAUAUAUAUUGAGGAGGAAUGGUCCAAGUCUGGUGGACGUGGGACUCUAAAACGCCCCUUCCAAUGGAGAGUAAACAGGUAUAUAUUGUCCCAGAGUGUCGAGAGGGCGCUAGACGAGUAUAGAUUGCCUAGAAUGUCAAGUCCUUAGUGGUACGUCUUUUCUCUGAUACCAUAUGAGAAUAUGUGGAACCCCCAAAUUUACUCUCCAAAAGAGCCCUUGAGGAGAGAAGAGAGGUUCCAACAUAUAUUGAGGAGGAAUGGUCCAAGUCUAGCCGAUGUGGGACUCUAACAACACCUAAUACCUCACUUCAUUGAAAAUUAGAGAGGUAACUCUUCAUAUCUACUGGAUAGAAGUUCUUUGAAAGGUUCUCUCUCAAGCCCCUGCUAGUGCCAUACAAGACCUAUCAACUUUUAAGUUAUAGAACUUGCUUUUGAACACUUCGUGCAAAGAGAUUCUAGUGAGAAAUCAAAUUCAUUCCUAUUGAUCUUUUUGCUAUUACAUUGUCUGUUAAUUUACAAAUUGAUUUGAACUUCAUUUGUUAUUGCACACGUGUACCUGACUACCUGUGCUAAAGAAGAGACACUGCCAAGCUUAGAAAAUGUAUUGGUUAAUCAAUUCAUAGCAAUGAUCUUAAAACACUUCUACCAUGUGCUUGUAUGCAUUUCUUUUUUAGAAUAUAGAGGAGAGAGAUUUUCUAAUUUUUCCAGAACAGAUGUUUCACUCAUUUUCUUCAAUCAUCACCAUCAUCAUUGCUCCCAAAUCCCUCCAUCAUAAGUACUCCCAAAGCCUUCACAAUCAAUGCUGCUCCUCAACAAAACAAUAAUUUUGCUAAAGUAUUUACUUCUUUCAGCAAGUUAGGUCAAAACUAGGAUUUUCAUAUAGACCCCCAGUUUUUUACCAAGUCAAUAACAGUAAAAAGUUAUAAAUAAAUAUCAUGUACAUUCAGUUACAUAUGUGUGCCCAUGUAAUGGGUGUGUGUCUAUAUUUUCCAUGAUUUUAGGUGACAUGUGCAAUCUGAUUAUGGGAGUCUCAGUGGAAUUCAUCUUAGUUGAUGACAAGAAGACUAGACAGCUUUAACUAGAAUUUUAAUUUAAUCCUCCUUUCUCUUCGUCUUCCUGUGUGAGUGCAAGUACAAAGCCUCUGCACUUUUAAGUCUUAACCAGGGUUGCAAUCACAUCCUUUUGCCAAAGUCACUAGGAUCACCAUUGCAUAUGCAAUGCCUUUUUCCACAUUUUGCCACUCACUUUGUCCACUUCUCUCCACUGCCAAUAGCUUUAUCCAGGAUGUUAGAAUCUGCAAUGUGCUAACUAUUUUUGGAUCCAAAUUCUUGUUUAUUUGCUAUUCUACGUGGUAGGGCAGGGGCAAUAUUACCGCUAAUUAGCCAAUUGGUUUUCAAUAUAAAAUUCAAAUUUGGUUUUUGGAAAUUGCUUGUUUGUACGUUCUGUACCUCUGUGUAUGGUUUUCUUUGUUUGCAUGAAUCACUUGAGAGGUAUAUUAAUUGCAAAGAUCCCCCUCAAAUCAUUGAAGUUACAAAUAGACCUUGAUUUUUGUAGUUUGGCCCGCGUUGUUUUGGCUUUCACUUUCCAUAAAUUAUUAUAACUUGGUUAGUGGACAACAUUUAACUAAGCAAUACUUUUUAGAAAUUUUGAGUGCUUAGAAGUCCUGUACACAUAUUUUGUAUUAAAAAUAUAAUAACAUUGAGAAAAAAAGACUAUUUUAUCUUUCAAUUUCAUCUCUUCUCUUCAUCAUCUCUUGUGCUUUCGUUUUACUUUUUGCUGUGCUCGAUGUGAAACUUGAAGACAUCAGACCAUUCCUUUUCCACUAUUUUCAUUCACAGUAGUUGCUUGUAGGAAUGAGUUGAUUUGGCUCCUAAUGCAUGUUUAAUCAUCUGUUGAAGUGCAUGGAAUUCAAAAAUUCAAUAAAUUGGUUUGGAGACUAGAGAAUAUGAUUUGGAUUGUGAACCAGAACAUUUGGUUAUGAAGUUUGAACUAAAGGAAAAAGAUUUGAAAAUAUCUGAUCUAGAGUCAGAGAACAGGAAGAUGAAGGUUGAACUUGAGGAAUUUAGAACAGAAGCAACUCAUCUAAAAAAUCAACAAGCAACAAUAAGGCGACUAGAGGAGCGCACCCGACAAUUGGAGCAACAGAUGGAGGAAAAAGUAAAGGAGAUUGUGGAGAUGAAGCAACGGAGUUUGGCAGAAGAAAAUCAGAAAACGCUGGAGGUUCUAAAGGAAAGGGAACAACUAUUACAGGAUCAAUUACGACAGGCUCAAGACAGUGUUUCUAAUAUGCAGAAAUUGCAUGAACUUGCACAAAGCAAAUUGUUUGAGUAUCGUGCCCAAUCAGAGGAAGAUAGAGCCGCAAAGCAGUCGGAAGUAAAUCUAUUAAUGGAUGAAGUUGAAAGGGCUCAGACUCGCCUGCUAAGUCUAGAAAGGGAGAAGGGAGUUCUACGUUCACAACUACAAUCAGCAAAUGAAGACAAUGAUACUAAGAGAAGUGAUGAUGCUGAUACAAAUAGCAUCCUUGAGAAUUCUUUAAGUGCCAAGGAAAAGAUCAUCUCGGAACUAAAUACUGAACUUCACAGUAUUGAAACAACCUUAUCUAACGAACGAGAACAACAUAUCAAUGAAAUCAAGAAGUUGAAUGCAAUGCUCAAUGAGAAGGAAGUUGCUCUUGAGGAAAUCAAGAAAGAGCUCCAGGAAAGGCCUACAGAGAAAUUAGUAGACGAUCUGCGCAAGAAAGUUAAAAUUUUGCAGGCAGUGGGUUAUAACUCAAUAGAGGCUGAAGAUUGGGAGGUUGCUACUAGUGGGGAGGAGAUGAGCAAACUCGAGUCUCUACUUCUUGAUAAGAACCGAAAAAUGGAACAUCAACUCACACAAUUAAAGGUCCAACUCUCUGAGAAGACUUCUUUGGCAGAAACAUCUGAAAGCAAGAUUUUAGAACUUACAUCAAAGAUUAACGAGCAACAAAAGCUUAUACAGAAAUUAGAAGAUGAUAUAUUAAAGGGUUACAAUUCCAAAGAUCGUAAAGGAAAUAUGUUUGAUGAUUGGGAUCUUUCGGAGUCGGGUGCAAAAGAUAUUUCUGAGAAUGCAGAUCAUAAACAUGUUUCUUCUGACCAAGAUCAAAACUCAAUGCUUAAGGUGAUAUGCAACCAAAGAGACCGUUUUCGGGCACGCUUGCGUGAAACUGAAGAGGAAAUAAGGCAGUUGAAGGAGAGGAUAGGGGUGCUGACAACUGAACUGGAGAAGACGAAAGCUGACAAUGUCAAGCUUUAUGGAAAGAUCCGUUACGUUCAGGAUUAUAAUCUUGAAAAAGUAGUCUCUAGAGGAUCAAGGAAGCAAUCAGUUGAAGAUCUUGAAAGUGGUUUCAGCUCUGAUGUGGAAUCCAAGUAUAAGAAAAUAUACGAGGAAGACAUAAAUCCAUUUGCAGCGUUCUCGAAAAAGGAAAAGGAUCAAAGGUACAAAGAGCUUGGUUUACGGGACAAAAUUACACUUACCAGUGGCCGUUUUCUUCUUGGCAACAAAUAUGCACGAACGUUUGCAUUUUUCUACACGAUCGGGCUGCAUAUUUUGGUAUUUAGCUGUCUCUACAGGAUGUCGGCUUUAAGCAACCUCAGCCAUGGACCCGAAGAAUUUGUUGGCAACGAGAAAAUCACAAAUCUUCCCCACGCGAUAUAGAGACAUAACCGUAAUCCCAUGACUCGUUACAAUGUACAUAGACUAAAUUACCCCUUUCCUGAUCGCAAAGGGUGUUACUAUGAGAAUGUAUCCUUUUGGUUUCUAUGGACGAUUCACCACAAAAAAGAAGAUUGAUUGAUACUGGGUUUUAUGAGGUUUUUGUUAUUAUAUAUUCAAAGUUAUCAUUACGAAACACAAAAAAUUAUGGGUCGAAAUUCGUCUUAAAUUAUUUUGGGCGUUUUAUGCCAACUUAUUGAGAGAAGUCUAUGCUUUCA